AUGGCUUCUCAAGAAAGGGCCGCAGGCCAUGCUGUGGAAGCCAGGCCUUUCAUCCCUGGCACUGUUCACCUGGUCGACUUGGAGGGAACCAUGCGAGCGAAGCAUGCCUCCAAAGGCCACAAAGAUAUCGUCCUUGUUCCCGCCCCCAGCAAUGACCCCGACGAUCCCCUCAACUGGACUCCUGCCCGGAAACUCCUUUCUACAUCUUGCAUGUGUGUAUACGUGUUGAUGGUGGGCAUUGCUUCCGCUGCCAUUUACUCUGUACUGGUCCCCAUCAGUGAUGCCACGGGUAUGACGCUUGGGGAUCUCAAUGCCGGCACCGGCUACAUGUUCUUGUUCUUCGGUUGGGGUUGUCUAGUCUGGCAACCGUUGGCCCUGCAAUACGGCAAACGACCAGUCUACCUCCUGUCUCUGAUCGCUACUAUUUGCACCCAAGUCUGGGCUGGUUAUACGACAACAAAUGGAAAUUGGAUUGCGAACAAGAUUCUUCAGGGGUUUUUUGGUGCACCUGUCGAAUCACUCUGUGAGAUUUCCGUCACAGAUAUUUAUUUUACCCACGAACGUGGCUUCUACAUAGCCAUUUACGGGUUGUUCCUGGCAGGGUCCAACUUCUUCGCCCCCAUCAUUGCCGGGUUCAUCUCCGAUGCGAUGGGGUGGAAAUGGGUCGUCUUCUGGGCAGCCAUCUUCAACGGCAUCGGCUUUAUAUAUUGCUUCCUUUUCAUGGAGGAGACCAACUACUCCCGAAAGACGAUCACUGGGCAAGAGUCGGCGGAGGCGAGCGGGACACAGACCCCAAUCACGUCCGGGCCUGAAAAAGGAGCCAAUCCAGACGAGAAGACCGUCUUUGAACCUCCUCCCUCCACCGAGGAGGGCCUAGGAGUCGUGGAAUGGCGCAAGAAGACAUAUCUGCAGAAGUUGAAGCUUUUCCAGCCAGGCGUGUUCUCCAAAAAGAACGAGCUUGCUGGCAUGAUGAUUCGGCCGCUCAAGUACAUGUUCACGUUCCCAGUUGUGGCAUACGCCGGGUUUUCCUAUGGCAGCAGUCUUGUCUGGUUCAACAUGCUCAAUGGCACCGCGUCUCUGAUCCUUUCGGGGGCUCCCUACAACUUCGCCGCGUCCAUGGUCGGUGUCAGCUACGUCAGUCCUCUGCUCGGUGUGUUUGCCGCCGCCGCCUACACUGGCAUUUUCGGCGACUGGUUCAUCCUCAGGUUGGCUCGUAAACGCCGUGGUAUGUUGGAACCCGAGUAUCGGCUGUGGCUGUUUGUCGCUUCGCUCGUAGCCAUUCCACUUGGCCUCAUCUUGUGGGGCGCGGGCGCCGCGCACCAUGUCCACUGGUUCGGCCUCAUUUUCGCCAUGGGUGUCAUUGCCUACACGAACACCGUCGGUCUGCAGCUCAGCAUCAGCUAUUGUGUUGACAGCUACCGCGAUCUGGCGGGCGAGACCAUCAUCACCGUCAUCAUCAUCCGCAACACCAUGUCCUUCGCCAUCGGCUACGGCUUGACCCCGUGGGUCGACAACAUGGGCUACCAGAAUGCCUUCAUUGUCGCAGCCUUUGCUGGGCUCGCCCAGGCGCUGAUGUUCGUCAUAUUUAUCAAGUUCGGCAAGCUCCUGCGCCAGAAGUCUACCAACACUUAUCUCAAAUAUGUCGAGGAGAUUACCGCUGCCGGGCUCACGCAUUGA
This is a messenger RNA of Capronia coronata CBS 617.96, 1677 nucleotides long. RefSeq lists its product as uncharacterized. The record is from RefSeq and is a predicted model, not a curated record. Gene Ontology annotation, molecular function: transmembrane transporter activity. The transcript is spliced from 6 exons. The coding region runs from base 1 to 1677 and encodes 558 amino acids. Lineage: Eukaryota; Fungi; Ascomycota; Eurotiomycetes; Chaetothyriales; Herpotrichiellaceae. Gene Ontology annotation, biological process: transmembrane transport.